Drosophila navojoa is the source of this 2310-nucleotide messenger RNA. It is a transcript of the gene Cog7, whose product is annotated as conserved oligomeric Golgi complex subunit 7. The record is from RefSeq and is a predicted model, not a curated record. Lineage: Eukaryota; Metazoa; Arthropoda; Insecta; Diptera; Drosophilidae. Gene Ontology annotation, biological process: intracellular protein transport; Golgi organization; retrograde vesicle-mediated transport, Golgi to endoplasmic reticulum. Gene Ontology annotation, cellular component: COG complex.
AAAUCUACAUAUUUGUAUAAUGGAUAUAUCAGCGCUGUCAGAGCCAGUGGAAUUUUCACCCACCGAUUGGAUUAAUGCAAAUUAUAAGAAGUACAUCGAGGAGAAUAGCAAAAAAGAGGGCGCUUCUGCAACAUCGUUCAUACAAAGCUACGUGGCUAAGCUGCAGCUGUAUGUGCAGCAGGUCAACUAUGCUGUGGAGGAAUCCAGCCAGCAGGUGGUUGCCAGCAUGCCACGCAUUGCCAAGGAAGCGGCGACACUCCAGUGCGAUGUGGCACUGUUGCAGCAGAAGAUGAGUGCGAUGCGUCAGGAGAUGGCGGCUGUUCAAGAAGAAACCGGCGAUUGCAUGGCCACCCUGGAGCGUUUGAAUAAUUUGCAGAGCAAGCUGCAGGCGGCCAAAGAAUCGUUGCAGGAAUCGGAUGGUUGGGGCAAUCUGCUCUCCGAACUGGAAGAUUGCUUUGAACGCAAUGAUAUGAAGGGCGUUUGCGAUAAACUGCGAGCACUGCAGAAGUCACUACAGGCUCAAGAGCAACUGCCUGGUCAUGCCGAACGCCAAACCCAGGUGGAGGACUUCAAAAAUCGCCUAGAGGCCAUGGCAUCGCCUAGCUUAGUUCAAUGCUUUGCCGAAUCAAAUCUGGAACAGGCGCAACGGCAUGUGCAAAUCUUCAGCAGCAUUCAGCGCUUGCCACAGCUACAGCAGUACUACCGAGCCGUCCAAAAGAAUGUGUUGCAACUGCAAUGGAAGCAGACCCUCGAGCUGCAGGCGAGUGAAUCGCCGCAGCAGCAUUUCCUCACGCUCUUCUACGAUCAGCUCUUGGAGCAUUGCCAACGCCAAUUGAAAUGGUGUGUGCAGCUGUUUGCAGAUGAAUCGAUAGACGUGGCUCAGUCCCAGCCAUUUCUGGUCAUUGCGGAGCUAUUACCAGCACUACAGCCAACACGGGAUGCCCAUAUUCUGCAGCUGCUGAAGAGCUCUAAUGAGCGGCUGGAGCUGUUGGCUCAAUAUGCGCAGGCCAAUCAAAAUUUCGUACUGCAUCUGAACUCGAUGAUGAAGCAAUCGUCGAUUAGCUUGCCUGCCGAGCUGCAUGGCCAACUGGCUGAGGCGAUCUUUGAGUACUUUCACAAGUUUAUACAGCAAUAUCCACGGCUCGAAGAGACGCAGCUGUCCACACAAGUGGAUCGCCUGAUAUCGAAUCAGUCGACGCCCAGUGAUGCAGUGCGUCAUCUAGAGGACAGCACUCGCAAGCUCUACGAGUGGCUGCACCAGGCGUGCGGGCGCUGCGAGGCUAUAACCAACGACUUGGCCUUGUGCAAGCUGAUUACGGUCCUCAAUGGCAUCUUCAAGCGGCAGCUGGAGAACUUCAGCCGCACACAGCGCCAGCUGAGCCUCAGCCUGGGUAGCAGCUCCAGCGAGAGCACAGCUCGCAGCGAAAAUUGGUCGCUUCUCCAGUACACAAUGUCCCAGCUGCAGUGCCUCGCUGAUUUCCAGCAGCAGCUGCAUCAGUUCGAGCAGCUGCUGCACUUGCGCAUGAACAGCUUAGCCACCAAGCUGCAGCAACCAGCGAGUGGGCAGGAGAUCAGUAUCUACCAGACCUGCGAACGCGUUAUGCAUCAGCAGUUGCUCUCCACCAUUGCCGACUACCAGCAGAAGAAGAGCGAAGCAACAGUGGCCACGAGCUCCGAUAGCUUGGGCAUCUUCCCACAGAUCUAUGCCACAUUGAAGACUUAUCUGGCGGAGACGCAUGACAUCACCUUAAACAUACUGCUGCAGCCCAUCGAGGCGCACCUGGCGCAUAUACGCCCGCCCGUCGAGGCGUACUCAAGUUCAUCGGGCAUCAACAUGCCGGCGUUCAGCUACGCUCCACAAGAGAGCAUCACGCAGAUUGGCCAAUAUCUGCUCACGCUGCCACAGCAUCUAGAACCGCUGCUGCUGUCGCCGUCAGCACUCCUGAAGCAAGCUCUCGAGCUCUGCAACAUCAAGUACACCCAGGCGAUACCCUGCGCUGAUGUCCUGCUCUCCCUGGUCGUGGAGCAAUGCUGUGUGAUGUACCAGGCGCAGAUAUUGCAAAUCAAAUCCUUGCCCGCCUCAUCGGCCACGCAGCUCAGCGUGGACAUUGAGUACUUGUCCAACGUGCUCGAGGAACUAGGCUUGACCAUCAAUCUGCAGCUGUCCCAGAUCCUGACUUUGCUGAAGGCUGCACCCGAUCAGUACCUCAACUUGAGCUCUGGCUGCGAGCCGCGCCUGGUGACUGCCAUACGACAAAUGCGAAAUAUUAUCUCCACGCAAUAAUUCAAAUAUAUAUAGUAGUAAUUAUA